Molecule: messenger RNA, 2361 nt
Organism: Archocentrus centrarchus (flier cichlid)
Lineage: Eukaryota; Metazoa; Chordata; Actinopteri; Cichliformes; Cichlidae
Gene: dnajc18
Product: DnaJ (Hsp40) homolog, subfamily C, member 18
Exons: 8
Coding region: 363-1532 (389 amino acids)
Biological process (GO): cellular response to misfolded protein
Cellular component (GO): endoplasmic reticulum membrane
Molecular function (GO): Hsp70 protein binding
Source: RefSeq, a predicted model, not a curated record
CUUGUCCAUCACUGGACACAGAGAGUUCUCUUUAAUUUAACAAGGUGGCCCUUUAAAUGCUACUAAAACAGACAAACAGCCCAUUUUAAGACUCUCAGCUUAAAUAAUGGCGCAGCUGCAGGCCCAUUUGCAGCUCCACAACCACCGCCAGCGUCUCCUAGUCGGAUAGAGCGAAGGACUUUGAGUGACUGCGGGGUUGCGCCUUGCUAACGUUACGCAGCUGCUGUCUGUAACCAAAGCUAGUCGGCUAUCUAACAUUAGCUGAAGCGGCUCCGCUUGCCAUAUGAUAUAGACCCUCACUGUACAGGGACAGACCUCAGCAGACAGCGACUGGUUCCGCUAAAUAACUCCAUACCGCUGAAAUGGACAAAGAAGAAGCAGACCGGCUGAUAGAGAAGGCCAAGCUGUGUUUACGGUCAGGACGGAAAGAUCGGGCGUUGCAGCUGCUAUAUGAGGCGCAGAAUAUUUAUCCCAGCACCCGGGCCAGAGUGCUGAUCGAUGCCAUACUGAGGAAUGGAGGCAGUGCAGCUCCAGAAACAAACCACGUGCCCCCACCAACAGGAUGGCGAGAUGAGGACAUUGGAACCAGUGAAACAAAUAAUGCAAGUGGUGACGAAAAGAAGAGCUACACCGAGGAACAACGCCAAGGUGUUCUCAGGAUAAAGAAUUGUAAGGAUUUUUAUGAGAUUCUUGGUGUGCACAAAAGUGCCAGCGAUGAAGAUUUGAAGAAGGCCUACAGGAAGUUGGCUCUGAAGUUUCACCCGGACAAGAACUUUGCUCCAGGAGCCACAGAUGCUUUCAAAGCAAUAGGUAAUGCAUAUGCAGUGCUGAGCAAUCCAGAGAAGAGGCAGCAGUAUGAUCAAUAUGGAGAUCAGUCUGCAGCUAUGAAUGCACCCCAGCAACCCACCCACAGUCGGCACGGCCACUACCGCAGCUUCCACAGAGACUUCGAGGCCGACAUUUCCCCCGAGGAGCUCUUCAACAUGUUCUUCGGAGGAAGGUUUCCCACAGGAAAUAUCCACGUGUACACCAACCAGGGAGCCUCCUACUCGCAGUUCUAUCAGCCUCGUCGUCGACGUACUCAUGAAAGGCGUGAGGAGGUGGUGGAGGACAACCAGAGUCAGAACACCUUCACAGCUCUUCUGCAGCUUCUCCCCGUGUUGGUGCUAAUCCUCAUAUCAGUGUUUACUCAGAUGAUGGCCACUAACCCGCCCUACAGUCUCUUCUAUAAGCCAGCCAUGGGGCUUGUGGUGUCCAGGGAGACGCAGCACAUGGGUGUUCCAUACUAUGUCGACAAGAGUUUUGAGAAGGAAUACCGUGGAGCUGCACUGGAGGAGCUAGAGAAAACCAUCGAGAACGACUACAUCGAGCACCUGCAAAGCAGCUGCUGGAAAGAAAAACAGCAAAAAUCAGACUUGGCAAACCUCGGACAGCUGUACCGAGACGAACGGUUAAAGCAGAAGGCGGAGACAAUGAGGCUGGAAAACUGUGAGAAACUGCAUCGAUUGGUUGGGCGUCAGAGAGUAAAAUGAGGACUGUUUGAGAGGAGAAAGUGUUUCUUUACAGACUUUACAAUAAUGUAUUUUACCUAAUUGUGUAAUUGAUCCAAUCUGGCCACUUUGUGAAGAAAUCUCUUUGGGCACAGCACAGCCAGUGGGAGCUUAUGCCGCUGGAAACGAUGUGCCUUCUCUCCUCGUUCGAUGGUAGAAAAUGAAAUUGCAUGUUAGCUGCCGGCCCUAGCUGUGGUGGCAGCGGCGACAGGUGCAGAGUCACUGUGGCGGCGUGUGUGAUGUCUCAGAGCCUUUAAACUUUCUUAUAGAAAUGGCAUGACAUAAGGGGGCUCCCUUUGGGGUUACAAAGGCAGUUGUAUGUUCACACAUACAUGUUUUAUCUGGUUGGGGUUUGUAGUUGUAUUUAUUUUGGAUGUUUCUGUGUCCUUGCUCAAAUUUUAGGUGUAUUUAUUUAGUAGACGAUAGAGUGAAUGUUACUUGAGCACCUUGGCUCAUCCUUUUCUUUUUCCUCUUAGAAAUGAAGUACAGUAUACUGUAGUCUUUGGACAAAUCUGAGAGCUGUGAAAUGACAGAGCACCUUUUUAUUUAUGAUUUAAAACAUAGACAAAUCACUCAGUUGGACCUCAAGCAACAGGAGGCACAGUAAAGUUUUACAGAACAUGCAGUUUUCUGUUUGUGCUGCCAAAAACGGAGCUGCUUCCUGCAGCAGAGCUUCGAGCUCGCUGCAUUAGUGCUUGCAUAGGUGCUUAUUUUGUUGUGUUGGUCAUUUAGGAGGGGCAGUUCAGUGCUUCCUGCUAUAAAUGGGAAUCACCACUAUAAGCAGUUUGUAUAGUUUCAUGGGAUUUAAAUG